UGUAUAUUUUUCUCUUCCUAGUGUCAUUUCUUGUAUGUUUCAAUUUUCAUGCACAUACUGUUUGGUCCUUUAUCCCAAAUUUCUGCUAUUUUUGAUGGGAUAAUGUGUGUGUGUGUGUGUGUGUGUGUGUUUUUAAAUAUUUUUAUUUUGGGAAAGAUGAUGGGAUAGUUUAAUAGUGCUUAACUUGGUUUAAAAGAUAAAGAUCUCAAACAUUACAUAGAAUCUAUACAUACAUGUAUGUAUAUUUUGUGGCUUCAUAGAAUGCCUGAAAGGCUGAAAGUGAGAAGUUAAGUUUCUAAUUGGACAAACCUUACUUGGACUGCAAGCUUAGGUCGCAUUCAAGAAUGUGCAAGUUUCAGAUAUAAAUUUACCUUCAAAGUAACAUUUGUCAGAAUUUGAAGCUAUAAGCUAUAUUAUACUUGAAAAAGUACAUAUUUAUAGCUUAAUCAGCCUUAAAGAAACAGAAUUCUAAUUUUAUCAUGCUGAUGUGACAUAAUGCCAACUUUCUUUGCUCAUAAUUUCUUCUUCAAGUAGUUAGCACUUAAUCCAGAUUCUGCAGAAAUAUCCAACUUUACAGUUAAUUGAACCAAAGUCUCCGGUAUAUUGUGGUGAGCAACUAGUUUAGAGGGGGCACAUAUAAAUAAGGAAAGCCAGUAAUUAGGAUUAGUAUAAAUUAAUCAGUCAAAAGAUAUACCUCUGAACAAACAGCAUUCAAAGCUUCAAAGAAAAGCAUGACCUAAGCUUUAUGUCAAGUGUGGCAUUACCAGAUUCUAUAAAUCCUCUUGCAUUAUAGAAAAUCCCAAAGGUGGCCUUUUUCCCAAGUGUUUAACCCAAAAACAACUAAGUUGACAAUGCCUUCAGGCACUUUGAAUUUUCAGUUAGUUCUCCUAUUUUUGACAAUAUAUGCCUCAUGGGCUUCAGGAGAUUCAAUCCAACAGAAUUUCCUUGAAUGCUUUAACGAGAACAGAAUAUCCAAUGCCCCAGUUCCCCCAGCAAGUUAUAGCCCAACAAACACAUCAUUCUCUAUUGUCCUCCAAUCCACAGCUCAAAAUCUAAGGUAUCUCCUGCCUUCUGUGAAAAAGCCUGAACUAAUUAUUAUGCCAACUGAUGAAUCCCAUGUCCAAGCUGCUGUUAUAUGUGCUAAAAAGCUUGGUCUUCAGCUAAGAGUUCGUAGUGGGGGCCAUGACUACGAAGGGGGUUCAUAUGCAUCUGAGAUGGAAGAGCCAUUUGUUAUCCUUGAUAUGGCCAAACUUCGAAUAGUAACAGUUGAGAUCGAAGAGAAUAGUGCAUGGGUGCAGGUUGGUGCCACCAUAGGUGAGCUCUACUACAGGAUAUCUGUGGAGAGCAAGGUCCAUGGAUUUCCUGCUGGGCUGUGCUCCAGCUUGGGUGUGGGAGGCCACAUCACAGGAGGUGCCUAUGGUCCAAUGAUGAGAAAGUAUGGCCUUGGAGCCGACAAUGCCAUUGAUGUUCGGAUGGUCGAUGCCAAUGGUCAGAUUCACGAUCGUAAGUCCAUGGGGGAGGAUUUGUUUUGGGCCAUUAGAGGAGGUGGGGGUGGGAAUUUUGGGAUCAUCUUAGCUUGGAAGGUUCAGUUAGUACCAGUUCCGGAAAGGGUGACAGUUUUCACUGUUGCAAAAACCUUGGAGCAGGGCUUUACAAAGAUCUUAUCUAAAUGGCAACAAAUUGCUGAUAAGAUAGAUGAAAAUCUCUUCAUCAGAGUCAUAAUGCAGAACUCCAAAACCCCAAAGGGUGACAAAACUGUGAUGGGUUUGUUCCAGGCCUUGUUUCUUGGACAAGCUGAUCAGCUGCUCAAGGUUAUGCAACGUGACUUUCCCGAAUUAGGCUUGCAAAAGAAAGAUACCUCUGAAAUUAGCUGGAUAGAAUCAGUUCUAUAUAUUGCUAACUACCCCUCUGGCACAAAGCCUGAAAUCCUACUUGAAGGUAAGCCAACGUUCACUAAUUAUUUCAAGGCAAAGUCGGACUUUGUUAGGGAACCUAUCCCAGCAAGUGGACUUGAAGGUUUGUGGAAACAGCUUAUGGAAGAUGAGGGCUCCCUAAUGAUCUGGAAUCCUUAUGGUGGGAUGAUGAGUAAGAUACCGGAGUCUCAAAUCCCGUUUCCUCACAGAAAUGGGACCAUAUGUAUGAUCCAGUAUGUGGUAACAUGGCAAGAUGGGGAAAGUAGUAAAAGUAGGCAUAUGGAAUGGGUUAGGAAGCUAUAUAACUAUAUGACACCUUAUGUAUCAAUGCUCCCUAGGGAAGCAUAUGUGAACUAUAAGGAUCUUGACUUGGGUAUGAAUGAAGAUGGCAAUGCUAACUUUAUAAAGGCAAGUGCAUGGGGUAGCAUGUACUAUAAGGAUAAUUUCAACAGGCUAGUGAAGAUUAAGACGAAAUAUGACCCUGAGAAUUUCUUCAGGCAUGAGCAGAGCAUCCCACCUCUGCCGCUUAUGGAGAGCAAAAAAUUUAUCCAUAGGGAUACAUGUCAUACAUCUGAUAUUCAGAUGUAAUAGACUUGUUUAAUCAGUAUGUUGUUAAGCUACUAAGCUAGUUUUGUAACUUUUCCUUGCAUAAACUUGUCAACAUUCCACUAUAUUGUGUAAGAUGCAUAUCAUGUAUAAAAAUGAAAUUUUAUUUCAUUGUAUUGUUGUGUAAUAACUUCAGGUAUUAUGAAUUGACAAAUUGUGACAAAUAGGCUUGCAUUUUAACCAUCUUUAAGUACUUGUUGAAUGAAAAUUCUAAUUUUCUUGA
This is a messenger RNA of Chenopodium quinoa (quinoa), 2742 nucleotides long. Its product is annotated as berberine bridge enzyme-like 13. Gene Ontology annotation, molecular function: oxidoreductase activity; FAD binding. Lineage: Eukaryota; Viridiplantae; Streptophyta; Magnoliopsida; Caryophyllales; Amaranthaceae. The coding region runs from base 852 to 2501 and encodes 549 amino acids. The transcript has a single exon. The record is from RefSeq and is a predicted model, not a curated record.